AUGGCCAAGGUCAACCCCCCUACCACCGUCAGUCAACGCCCAACGGGUAUUUCGUUGUCCGAAGUCGAACUACGAUUUCCUUCAUUCGUCUGCCAUCUUAGUGUCUUUUUGUCGAUCGUUCCUCGAGCUGUCCGAAAUCAAACUGUCAUUAUGGUUGCCCAGAAAAUUUGGGCUUUGAUGUUGGCCGGGCUGUUAGUCGCAUCUUCCGCCAAUGCUGGACCUAUCGCAGCUGGAAUUUGCUACGCUGGAUGUGCUGCCGUGACGGUUGCAUGCUUCGGUGCCGCCGGGUUUACGUUUGGCACCGUCCCUGGAGCGGUGAUUGCUGCUACACCCGCGUUAGCAGCAUGCAAUGCAGCAUUUGGGAUUUGUGAAGCAAGCUGUGUCGCAGCAUUAAUUGUACCUACACCGUAA
This is a messenger RNA of Macrosiphum euphorbiae (potato aphid), 411 nucleotides long. The record is from the annotation of a GenBank genome assembly. NCBI's taxonomy places the organism in Eukaryota, Metazoa, Arthropoda, Insecta, Hemiptera, Aphididae.